GUGGCGCCCGGCCGCGUGUAGCGCAGACAUGGCGCACUACAACUUCAAGAAGAUCACGGUGGUGCCGUCGGCCAAGGACUUCAUCGACCUGACGCUGUCCAGGACGCAGCGCAAGACCCCUACGGUGGUGCACCGGCACUACCAGAUCCACCGCAUCCGCCACUUCUACAUGCGUAAGGUCAAGUUCACGCAGCAGAACUACCACGACCGGCUCGCGCAGAUCCUGGCCGACUUCCCGCGGCUGGACGACAUCCACCCCUUUUAUGCCGACCUGAUGAACAUCCUCUACGACAAGGACCAUUACAAGUUGGCUCUGGGACAAAUAAAUAUUGCCAAAAAUCUAGUGGACAAUGUUGCCAAGGACUAUGUGCGGCUCCUGAAGUACGGGGACUCUCUGUACCGCUGCAAGCAGCUCAAGCGUGCCGCCCUGGGGCGCAUGUGCACCAUCGUCAAGCGGCAGAGGCAGAGCCUGGAGUAUUUGGAACAAGUGAGGCAGCAUUUGUCCCGACUGCCAACCAUCGACCCCAACACGAGGACCCUACUUCUGUGUGGCUAUCCAAAUGUCGGCAAGUCCAGCUUCAUCAAUAAGGUAACAAGAGCAGAUGUGGACGUGCAGCCGUAUGCGUUCACCACCAAGUCUUUGUUUGUGGGUCACAUGGACUACAAGUAUCUGCGCUGGCAGGUGGUGGAUACUCCUGGGAUCUUGGACCACCCGCUGGAGGACCGGAACACCAUCGAGAUGCAGGCCAUCACAGCACUGGCCCACCUGCGUGCCGCCGUCCUGUAUGUGAUGGACCUGUCGGAGCAGUGUGGACACGGGCUGAGGGAGCAGCUGGCGCUCUUCCAGAACAUCAGGCCGCUCUUUGUCAACAAGCCUCUCCUUGUCGUUGCCAACAAGUGUGAUGUGAGGAGGAUCGCUGAGCUUGCCGAAGAUGACCAGAAAAUCUUCGCCGAGCUGCAGGCAGAGGGUUAUCCUGUGGUGGAGACCAGCACCCUGACCGAGGAGGGCGUGAUGAAGGUGAAGACAGAGGCUUGUGACCGGCUUUUGGCUCAUCGAGUUGAAGCCAAAAUGAAGAGUAACAAGGUGAACGAGGUGCUGAACCGACUGCAUCUAGCUGUGCCCAACAAGCGGGAUGACAAGGAGCGGCCCCCCUUCAUCCCAGAGGGAGUGGUGGCACGAAGGAAGAGAAUGGACAUCGGAGAACCCAAGAAGAAAAGGGAGCGCGACAUCGAACUGGAGAUGGGGGAUGAUUACAUCCUGGACCUCCAGAAGUACUGGGACAUCAUGAACUCCUCCGAGAAGCACGACAAGAUCCCAGAGAUCUGGGAAGGGCACAACCUGGCCGACUACAUCGACCCCGACAUCAUGCAGAAACUGGAAGAGUUGGAAAAGGAAGAAGAGCUCCGAGUGGCCGCUGGAGAGUACGACAGUGAGCCUGAAAGUGAGGAUGAGGAGAUGGCGGAGAUCCGGCAGUUGGCUAAGCAAAUCCGAGAGAAGAGGAAGCUAAAGAUUCUGGAAUCCAAGGAGAAGAACACGCAGGGGCCUCGGAUGCCACGGACAGCCAAGAAGGUUCAGCGCAAUGUCAUGGAGAAUGAGAUGCGUAGCCUUGGAGUUGAUAUGGAUGAUAAAGACAGCGCCCAUUACGCAGUCCAGGCCAGGAGGUCUCGCAGCACCACCAGGAAAAGGAAGCGAGAAGACUCUGUGCCGCCUUCCUCCGUGGCCCGCAGCCGCAGUUGCUCGCGAACUCCACGUGAUGUGUCUGGUCUUCGAGAUGUCAAGAUGGUGAAGAAGGCCAAGACUAUGAUGAAGAACGCGCAGAAGAAGAUGAAUCGUUUGGGGAAGAAGGGGGAGGCCGACAGACAUGUAUUCGAUAUGAAGCCCAAGCACCUGCUGUCCGGAAAGAGGAAAGCUGGGAAAAAGGACCGCAGGUAGUGGCCAUCCGCUGCUGAGGUACAGUUAGGUGCUCGUCCACGCUGGUCACAGGCUGCGGAGCAAGGCAGUCCGUGGGCAGGAGCGGUGUAGGAGCUAAAAUGUUGCUAUCUGGUGUGGGCUCUCAGCAAGGACACAUUGAGCCGGUGAUACUUUCUGCCUUUAAUGGAGUUUUAAUCAGAUUAGUAGAACUGGGAAGAUUUAUUGAUAUUUGUUUUUGAUGGGGGAAAAAAAUCUUACUUUCACACUGCAAAAGAAAAGACCUUUGGAAACAAAAGCCAGGGACCAGAGAGGUCAUAACGGGGAGUGUAGGGCUUGCCUUGCUUGGCAGCAGAGCUGACUCUGUCCCUGAGCACAGCCAGGCACAAGCCCUGCACACAGCCAUGUGUGUCUUCAAAGCUCUGAGUAAGCUGCAGAGUCUGGACAGCUCAAGCUUGGUCCCUCUGGUGCAGUGUGCCAGCGCUCACAGCAUGGGCAGGAGCUGCCGUCCCAUGUCUCUGGACCUACUAGGUGUGGCCAAACAGCCAAAAAUAAUAGUUAGGACAAGGCCUGAGAAGGCAGCUCAGCAGGACACUCCAGGCCUCUUGCAUCUCCUCUUGGUACCUGAAGCCCGGCUUUUAAUCUCUGGCACAGGAAAUAAUAAUAGAGAUUAAAAAUUUGAAAACUGAGGGCCAGAGCAAUAGUACCUGGCACAUAACCAACCUGGGUUCAACCCCCAGGACCCCUUAUAGUCCCCUGAGCACCGCCGUGACCUGGAGACAAAAUGGAACAAAAUAAUUUCCAAAUAGGUCAGGGAGAGAGUUCAGGGGACUGAUGCAAAGGCUCUGUCCAGGGGCGAGGCCAGACCCCAGCAUUACGUUGUCCCCAAGCGUUGCGUUGGGCGUUUCCCUGAGCACUGCUGACUGGCCCCUGAACCAAAAAAAAAUAAGAAAUGCAGUUACUAAAAGAAAUAGAAGGUACACAGGCACUUGUGGAUGGACACAGAAGCCCCCAGACCCGCUGCCACCUGCCUGCCAACCCUUUAGCCUGCGCCUCUGGGAUCUGCCGUCAUCAUCGUUAGCCAAAAAUAGAAGUCUGAAAGAAGAGAUGGGCUUGGGGUGCUUUAGUUUUCUUUCUUUUCUAAAUCGUCACCUUGGGCAGUUUGGGGGAGAAAAUGAGAAGGUGAUGUUUUCAAAGCAAAAAAUGCUGUUUUUGAAAUAAAAUGUC
Sorex fumeus (smoky shrew) is the source of this 3136-nucleotide messenger RNA. RefSeq names its product GTP binding protein 4 (gene GTPBP4). Gene Ontology annotation, molecular function: GTPase activity; RNA binding; GTP binding. Gene Ontology annotation, cellular component: nucleolus. Gene Ontology annotation, biological process: ribosomal large subunit biogenesis. The coding region runs from base 29 to 1933 and encodes 634 amino acids. The transcript has 16 exons. Lineage: Eukaryota; Metazoa; Chordata; Mammalia; Eulipotyphla; Soricidae. The record is from RefSeq and is a predicted model, not a curated record.